UUCUGACGUAUCCUACGAGUAUGUUCCGCUUGGCGCUCCGAACGUCUGAAUUCGCCUAUCCUUGUUUAACAUUCGCCGAGGAAACAGAGAUGAAAUGAUUUAAAGAGCGUCGCGAGUGUCAAAUGGGAUGCGGCCUUAAGUCUAUAAUGCGGUGAGUCCGCGGUUUUUCGCGAGCGAUUUUUAUUUCCCUUCGACAGCUGACGGAAAGAUGCCUGUUGACAUUAAUCGACUGACGGAAGGUUGGCUAGAACUGGAAAGCGACCCAGGCCUAUUCACGCUGCUUCUGGAAGACUUCGGGGUGAAGGGUGUCCAAGUCGAGGAGAUUUAUGAUCUGCAGAAAUCUUUGGAAGGACCAGUUUAUGGUUUUAUCUUCUUGUUUCGAUGGAUCGAGGAGCGGCGAUCCAGGCGGAAGGUGGUGGAACAGGAUGAGAGCUUCGUCAAGGAUGAAGAGAUUGUUAAUAACAUCUUCUUCGCGCAACAGGUUGUUCCCAACAGUUGUGCUACUCACGCGUUGCUCUCGGUUCUGUUGAAUUGUCCAAAUAUUCAUUUGGGCACGACCCUAUCCCGAUUGAAAAUGCACACUUCUGGCAUGUGUCCAGAAAACAAGGGUUGGGCAAUUGGUAAUACACCAGAGUUAGCCUGUGCGCACAAUUCACAUGCUAUGCCCCAGGCAAAGAGACGGCAGGACAAGAAUACCGGUGUCUCUACAGGCAGAUUCACUGGCGAAGCUUUCCAUUUUGUGAGCUAUGUACCAAUAAACGGCAGGCUCUUUGAAUUGGAUGGUUUGAAGCCAUAUCCUAUGGAUCACGGGCCAUGGAAAGAACAUGAGGAAUGGACGGAACAGUUCAGACGUGUGAUAACUGAUCGUUUAGGCAUGGCAACCGGUGAACAACUGCAAGAUAUCAGAUUUAAUUUAAUGGCUGUUGUGCCAGACAGACGUCUUGCUAUUUCACAUAAGUUAACGAUGUUGAAGACUAAUAGGCAAAUAGUCCUAGAGGCUCUACAGCAAUUGAUGAAACUGAGUCAUCAAGAUGGCGGCAGCGCUGAGAAAAAUUCGCAUAAAGAGAUUGAUUCCGAUAAAGAGAAACAAUAUGAGAAAAGAAACAAGAUCGAGGAUGAAAAUGGAUUGCCCACUAAAACAGAAAUUGAAGAAUCGCCUACGAUUCCUACUAUCAAUGUUGAGAGAAAUAAUGAUUCAACGGUGGUUAUGGAUGAAUCUGGCAUCACAUCUGGAAAAACCGAAUCUAGUGGAAUGGAGAAAGUAGUAAUGUGCGCUUUGGAUUAUGCCACGCCAUUGCGAAUUCAAACCUCGCCGGCUCACAGUUCCUCAAGUACGGAUACCUCGUCGGAAAUCGGAUCGGCCUUCAAUUCGCCCACUCAAGCUUGGGGAUGGAAUUCCGGUCAGAGCAGCCCUACGUCAACAAAGGACUUCAAGAAAUUUGUAGUGAUUAGAGUCGCUGGCGACGAAAAGAAUGAGGCGGGUCUGAGCCGUUCUUUGGGAAAUAUCAAUAUAAAUGGGAAGAGAUUGGUUUCCGACAGCGGCCAUUUACACAAAAAAGUUUGUCUGUCAGGUGAAGUUAGAAUUCCUCACGCGAGGGUGAAAACUAGCAACGGUGACACAGUCAUAGAGGAGAAAAAGGUUGAGAAGAUCGAUCCUAAGCUGUGCUCCAAAUAUCCGGAAUUGUUCGAGCCGCACACAUUCGCGCCAAAAGAUCUUUUGGCGCUGCUAAAAAAUUUGGAGCACGAGAUCAGCGUGUGUGAGACCAGCCUGAAGGAUGAGAACGAUAAACGGAAUAAAUACAAGAUCGAUGAUUGCCGAAGAACACACAAUUACGAUGAGUUCAUUUGUACUUUCCUUUCGAUGCUUGCUCAACAGGGAAAAUUGGCGGAGUUAGUUCAACAGCAUCUAACAUUAAAGAAACACUCUUCCGUUUCGGUGAAUAGAGUUCACAGGUCAUCGAAAAAGUCCGACACCCGCCAGAACUCCUCUCGCAGACGGCGUGGUAGAACAAAAUGUAAAAAACGAAAGUAAUCUUUAACUGUGGUAACUACAUGGCUUAGAAUUUCAUUCCGCGCGCAUCUGUUCGGAAUUACUUGAAUUGCUUACUAUGAGCACACGCAAAACACACGUACUAAAAAAUCAUUUGGUACUUUAUAUAAAGAGGCCAUGUAUAUAAAUUAUGCGUAAAUAUUUUAGGGAAUGAAUUAAAGUCUAGAAGAAAAAAGUCAUAUAAACAUAGAUCGUUUAUUUUUUCUGAAUUGUAAUAAAAUAUUAGAAA
Messenger RNA from Pogonomyrmex barbatus (red harvester ant), 2279 nucleotides. RefSeq names its product ubiquitin carboxyl-terminal hydrolase calypso (gene calypso). Gene Ontology annotation, biological process: ubiquitin-dependent protein catabolic process; protein deubiquitination. Gene Ontology annotation, molecular function: cysteine-type deubiquitinase activity. Gene Ontology annotation, cellular component: cytoplasm. The record is from RefSeq and is a predicted model, not a curated record. NCBI's taxonomy places the organism in Eukaryota, Metazoa, Arthropoda, Insecta, Hymenoptera, Formicidae.